CGCCGCGAGGUGGACAAUAAGGCACGCGGGCGACCGUUGCUGUCACGUGUUCGCCCCAGCGUUCCUUUCUCCGCCCCCGCCCCACCCGCUGUCUUCUCGCUCCAAGGCGACGGAGACGCAGUGCGGCUGAGGGAAGGGAGGGAGGCGCCAUGGGAGAAGGCGGCGAGCAGCCGGACUUCGAGGGGCUCGUGCUGGAUCUGGGGCAGGAGAAGCAGAUGAAGUGAGUCUCCUCCGCCCAGCAGCGCUGCGCAGAGCCCCGCGCAAAAGGGGCGCAUUAUUACGCCGCGCCUCGUUUCUGACUGGCAGGAGCGCCAGAGUCCGCCCUAAUAAUAAUAAUAAUAAUUAAUAAUUGUUUGACUGCUUGAAGAAACUACUUUUCUACAUGUGCUCUCACACACGGUGUCCCCUUCUGCGCCCUGUAUUAAUAAUUAUAUUUUAGCUGGAGUGUCGAAGGGCUUCGUUUGUAUUCAUGGGCCUUACCAACAACAGCCCUUCAAGGUAGAACAGUAGGAAUACCUCUAUCGGGAGACAAGAGGGAGACGGAGAGGGAGAGGAAUAAUGGCUUCUGCCUCCCUGAAGGACCUGCUGGGUUUACCAAAGAGGAGAGUCUUGAAUCCAACACUUCCAAACGGAUUGCGUAGCAUGCUUGGCCAAUUAUACAGCUCGGCAAAUCUCACCAGUGACAUCAGUUGCACAGUUUUUAAUUAAAUGUUCCAUGUUAGAACAUCGAUGGGUGGUGUCUUUGGCUUCUGCCUUCACAAGAGGCCACACCGCCUGAAAUCAUGUGGAGGUUAGAGCAUAGUGUCAUCUGUGGGAACUUGGCCGUCAGCUUAUUUGUGACUGGAGCUCAUUUUUUCAUGUUGCUAUCUAUAACUGUUUUUGGGUGAAUUCAGUAUGCCAGAUGCCAUUGUUAUCCUAUGUCUUCUGUGAAACCAAAGUACACUGUACAUCACAACACUCAGGUGCCUUUUGGGUUAUGUUAUUUUUGAUAUGUUAUAACCCAUGCUAAAGCAUUGUUAUGGAAGGGUGGGUUAUAAAUGUUAAAUACAUGCUGCAUUCUAGUUAAGUAGGGUUCCUAGGUGUGGAGACACUGGGAGUGGGAUUGGAAUGAAGGAAAGGAUAUGAGAUAAGCAGCUCCAUGUGCUUGCAGAAAUAUAAUACCACCCCACCAGAAUCAUGCAUCUAGAAUACCGCAACACACACUAGACUGGGCUGACCUUGAAUAUGGUCGGGAAACUGCAACUAGUUCAAAACGCAGUCACAGGAGUUUCGAAUGGUACCUUAUGAGAAUGUGUUCCUCAGUGUAAAACCCCCCCAGUUAUCAUAUACCGUAUUUUCAGCUCUAUUGGACGCACCGGACCAUAGGACGCACCGGACCAUAGGAGGGGGAGAAUAGGAAAUUUUUUCCCCUCUUGUUCUCCCCCUCAAAAACAAGGUGCGUUCAAGAGCAGGCCUUGCCGCUGCCCCCCCCCCCCGCUUGUGGGGCUGGCGGUGGGGGGAAGCACUGCUUUCCCCCACCGCCAGCCUCAAAGAUCCCUGAAGCCUUUGGAGCGCAGCUGCACUCCAAAGGCUUGAGGUUUCGGGGACAUCCUUUGUAGCCUCCGCAGGGCGGCGGGGUGCCUUCACCCCGCCUCCCUGCGGAGGCUUUGCACAGCCAUCCCAAAGCUGGAACAGCGAGACGAAGGACUGCGCAGCGCCCCGUCUCGCUGUUUUGGCUUCGGGGACAGCAGGCUGCUAUCCGCAAGCCUUGGGAGCCCAGCGGGAACUCCCGCCAGGCUCCGCAGGCUUGCGGAGAGCUGCCCAAAGCCUGGGGUGCAAAGCGCCUCGCUCCCUGGGCUUUGGGCUGCAGGCAGCUGUUUUGGAGGGGGGAAAGUGCGUCCUAUAGAGCGAAAAAUACGGUAUGUUGCAUUCUGUACAUGUCUGGCCUGUCAGCCAAAUGCAACCCUCUGUAUCUGGCCUUUGGACUCUCCCCAAGCCAUGACCCCUUUCACCAAGCCGCAGCCCUUAUGAGGUCUGCUCUGCAUCCUCCUUUAGUGCUGCUGCUCCUGGCUGGAAUGUGUCCUAAAACCAUGAUAAUGUCUCUUCCUUGCCUGGAUUGGGAGUGAAGGUGUGGGUGUGGGUGUGGAUGUAGAAACCUCUGGUUCUUGUGGGUGGAAUGUAGCCUUUUGUACAAAGAUAACAGUCACACCUGUUGUCCAUCCACUUUUGCUUCUGAGCCCACCCACCAUUGUGUGCAUCCCUUGGGCUGAAAAACAUUCCCUUCCCCUUGUCUAUUAGAAGGUUCUAAAUUAUGUAACUAUUUGUUAUUUCCACUUUACAGAGAAGUGCUAGAACUCUCAGUAUUCGAAAUGAAAAAUACAGUAGCAGAACUGGAGAAAAGACUUAACAGUGUUGAGGAUGAAGGUAAGAGACUAAAUUCUAGCCUUCUGCAAAUGUAAUAAAAAGCCCAUGAUGUUGUACAUCUAAUUACAAAGUAAACACAACAAGAGCUUCAGGCAUUGAUAUUAAAUUGCCUUUUAAGUGCCAGCUGUGCAUGCUGAUCAAAGCAUACUGUUGCAUUUUUCUCACUUCCAUGAGUAGCAAGAAGCUGCAGGAACAGCAGUAAGUGGGUUUGGGGUUCUUUUGGAGGAAAAAGCACAGGAGACUUGCAGCAUUUUUGUAAUAUUUCUUUUAUGAAUAUUCAGCAAAAGUGGGGGCAGAGACAGCAGUUCCAAGACAGCAGAUACACCAAUACACAUCAGUUCUCUAGAAAGCCCCUGCAUGACAAGGUGCUUCAGGCCCAAUACUUAGCACAUGUUCACACAUACACUCCCUGAUUCUGCCUCUUACCUGCAUGUUCCAAAGAAGCUCACAAGUGGUGCUGUUCUCUCCUCACUCACGCGCGCGCGCGCACACACACACACACACAAGCUCUGAUGAUUUUCCCAUUGCAAACACUCAAGAAAUCUCUAUUAGGAAAUAUCUUAAUGGUCCAUGGUCAGAGCUGAUGGGAGUUGUAGUCAAGCAACAUCUGGAGGCCCCAUGUUGCCAACCCCUGUCUUAACAAUUAGCUACCAGAAAGAGACAUCAGCUGGCCCAUCUUCCCAGCAAAUGGAAUCUGCCAGCCAUCUGUAAGAAUGAAAUUGGAUUCAGGUUUCCAAUGUGUGGGGACAACAGCUCACUUGCUCUGGUACCAAAACCAUUAAGCAUCCUCUGCCAAUGAACAGUCAACCUGCUCAGUUUUAAGCAGGGAAAGAAGUAUUUCCCCCUAUCAGGUGCUUCAUCCCUUCUGCAUUUUGCUGCCCUGUGGACUAAGAACCUAUGAGAUGUUGUUCUAGCAUGUUAUGGAUUUUGGUAGCCUUGUCAGUUUGUGCUGCAGAUGAAUAUUUUAGCAAAUUUCUCAGAGUUUAAAACAAACCAUUGUUAACCUUAAAUGAAUCAUACUGAAUUGCAUUUUAUUUUUCCUUUAAGACAAUGAAUGGAAAACCAGAUAUGAAACCCAAAUAGAAUUGAACAGACAGUUAGAAAGGCAAAUUGGCCUUCUCCAGGGAAAAAUGGAGCAAGUUCAUGAAAGCCCAACAGGUAUGGCUUAAGAUUUUUUGUUUGGCAUUGACAGCUAUUGCUCACAAACAUUCUCUGUGCUUGCAUAUUGUUGAUCAGAAGGCUCAUUGCAUUUUUUUCUUAUUUGUAGACAGAUUGGCAUCUGUUCGCUCCUUUGAUCAAAUGCAUGUGGUAAGUAUGGUGGCAUUUUAACUGAACAAAUGUCUAGUAGUUUUACUAUAUUCUACUAUAUAAGGAAAUGUAUGUUUUAUAUUACAGAUAGAUUGGUAAUUUUGAGACACAUCUACUUCCCUCUCAUUCUGCCUUGUAGCAUUUCAUCGAAGAGUGGUUUGGCUUAAAUAAUUGCUGGCUUUUACCAUUGAAUUGUUGUGCUUUUUAACCACCCCAGCCUCUUUUGGACUGUUCCCAUGAUGGCUGUAGGAAAAGCCUGCAUGGGUCGGCACCCAGCCUAUGGUGAGACUGUCAUAUGUGAUCACUGAUCUGUGUACAAAUUGGCAAAUGCUGAGAAUAAACCCUGUUUCUUAGGACUUCUUCAUGCAUUGCUGGGUGGUGGGGAUAUCCUGCUGGCCUAUUUGUUUAAGAGACUUCUAUACUGUUUUUAGAACAAUUGUUUCACAAAUUCCCAAUACCCUUAUCAAUAAAAUUUGACAACGAAAACCAGCACUGGACAAAUGGCCUAAUUUCCAACUAACAUCUGGCGUCUCACCUUAGUCUCUAAACAUUAUUUUAACAAAAUCAAAGAAGGAAUCUCCCUAACUUCCUCUAGAAUUGAAUUUCAGAGGGCAGGGAUGCUGCAGAGAAAGUCAUGUUUCUUGUUUUCACCAUCCUGAUAGAUUUUGCUGGUGAGCAUGUUAAAAGGUCAUAUCUUAAGGUGUAGUUAGACUGAUGUGGGUGCAUGCUGUCCCUAAGAUAACCUGGUCCCAAACUAUUUGGCUUUAAAGGUCAUCAUCAGCACUUGAAUACGGCUUGGAAACACACUGGCAACUAGUGCAGCAGAUGUAGUAUCAGCAAAACAUGAUCUAAUCUCCUCGUCUCAACUAAUACAUGGCUGUACCAGCUGUAAUUUCUGAACCAUCUUCAAAGGUAGCCCCGUGUAAAGCAAAUCAGAGCAGUCUAGACUGGAAGUUGCAUGAUCUGGACUCUCUAGAGCAGGUCACAGCUAGCAUGCCAAUUGAAGCUGUUUACAAGUGCUCUUGGUGGUAGCAGCUGCCUGGGCUUCCUUGGUGAGAAGCUAACCCUAACUGCUAAUGUGAUGUGGGGGGGGGGGGGUGCAGUCUCAUUAAGAAUCCACUGAAUUCUAGUAUCCAGAGUAGUCAGUUUCUCCACGCAUGACAAUCUGGAAUAAACUUCAGUGAUACAAUGACUGCAAAAUGCUAUGAACAUGCAUUAAACUUGGACUCCUGACACAUACGCAAUCAGGAACUUCUCACCCCUAACCCUAAAUUAGAGAUUAGAGAAGCCAGGGAAACUCCUCAAAUGACCUGUCUGUAUUUUUGUAAUACUUUAAAAUAAUAUGAGAAAAAAUGUUUCUCUCAAAGUUUACAAUAUUUGCAUUUAAUACUGGAGGUGUGGGAUGAAGUACCGUAUUUUUCGCCCCAUAGGACGCACCGGCCCAUAAGGCGCACCUAGUUUUUUUGGGGGGAAAUAAAGGGGGGAAAAUUUAUUCCCCCCCCCAGGCGCGGGGCUGGGGUGGGGGAAGCCCGAGCUUCCCCGGACCCCAGCCCCAGAACAGGCAGCUCUCCGCAAGCCGUGGGAGCCCAGCGCGGGCCCCACGGCUUGCGGAGAGCUGCGCGAAGCUUAAAGCCUGGGCGCGCUGAGCAUGCAGGCAACUCUCCGCAAGCCGUGGGAGCCCAGCGCCGGGCUCCCACCGCUUGCGGAGAGCUGCGCAAAGCCUGGAGAGUCCGAGAAUGAUGGCAAAGUUGCACGCAGCUUCGCCAUCGCUCUCGGAGCUUGCGGGGCUGGGGGCGGGGAAGCCGGAGCUUCCCCCGACCUCAGCCCCCAGAACGGGUCCAAGAGCGAUGGCGAAGUUGCGUGCAGCUUCACCAUCGCUCUUGGAGCUUGCGGGACUGGGCGUGGGGGAACCCCGAGCUUCCCCCGACCCCAGCUCCAGAACGGGUCCGUGUGCAACCUCGCCAUUGCUCUCGGACCCGUUCUGGAAGCUCCCAUCGCUCCCAGAGCUUGCCGGGCUGGGGGGAUAGCUUCCUGAAUCCUGGAGAGCGAGAGGGAUCGGUGCACACCGACCCUUCUCGCUCUCCAGGCUUCAGUGAAAGCCUGCAUUCGCCCCAUAGGACGCACACACAUUUCCCCUUCAUUUUUGGAGGGCAAAAAGUGCGUCCUAUAGGGCGAAAAAUACGGUAUUGUCUUUUGUUUGUUUGCUUGCUUUUGUUUCAAAUGCUUUUACUGAAGUCCAAGGUUAACAUACCGUAGGCUAAAUGGAGACCUGGCAGAACCAUUUAGAAAAUCCUCUGCUUCUGACUUGGGCAAGGUUAGAAAGGGUGUUCAGAGCUUGGUUAGAUAAACUCUCAGACUGUACCACUUCUUAGGCUUGGGAGUGUCACUGGGUUUGGUCCCUGGAGCCUUGAACAUCCCAUUGCCAAAUCUUUUGGACAGUGAUUGCUUUGCUCCUUGUCAGCUGCAGAUCUUCGACUUAGAACAGAUGACAUUUUACGCCAAUUUAAGAUAGUAUGGCAACAUUAUUAGUUAAUUUAGAACUCUUAAGGGAGAAGCAAUUUUUCCUGAGAUUUCUCUAAGAUAGCUUAUUAUUGGUUGACCCCUUUCCUAAUCAAACUGAAGCCAGCGACCAUCGUUUAUAACAGGAGAACCAAAUUAGAAUAGGCUAUUCUACCAGAACUUGGCUUUCCCCUAUAGCUUUGUUUAGCCUGCAAAGGUUAAUAUGCUUGAGUUAAAGUAAUAAGGUAAUAAUAAAAAAAUAGGUUUUUAGGUAUCAUGGGGACAGGCAUACUGAAAUCAAAGUAGAAUUUUUAAUGGUAAUGAAAAUGGUUGGAUGACAAAUGCAGGAGCAAAUUGGAUUUUCAGUGUUCAAUUUCUGCUAAAGGUCACUCUGUUUGCUCUGUCAAAGAGACAUCUUUCUGAGAGUUGUUUUUCUCUCUGUGCCUUUUACAGUCCAUUGUUAUCUAUGUAUAAUGGUAUUUCUAAGUAUAUCUUUUGAGCUUGGUUUCUUUCCCAAAAUGGUGGUGGAGUAGAACCAAUGCACAUGAUUAGAUGCAGCAGGAUAGAACUGAAAGGUGUAACGUACAAGGAGAAUCUGUGUCUUUACAUUUCAAGGUAGAUAUUGAAACUGCUCCCUAAAAUCAAGUGGCAGCUCAGCGGCAUCCCUGCUGUCAGCUCUGUUUCAUUGGCACAUUCGUUAGUGCUCCAUGUGCUUUAUUUUAUACUGGCAACAAUUAUGAAGCAAUCAAAAUGCAAUUCACUGGAAGCAUCAUGCACAGUGAAUUUUGCUUUCUGCAAAAUUAGGAAGCCAGCAUCCUUUCAUCAAAAGAGAUUUCAGGGAAUGAACAAAAAUUUUCUUCAGAAAUUUUUUUUUUAGCAGAGGUGGCCUUCCUCUGCUUCUGCCAUGGUGACAAUACCUGCACGACAGCAACCUAAUAGACAGAUCCUGAUAGGCAAAUAUACUGGUGAAAAUUGCAGGACUUUCAUAAGUAUGAUACAUGUAGUUGUGAUACUGUCUUAGCAACAUUUCUGUUGGGAACAAUUGAGGAAGCUGGGAUACAUGAUGUAACUUAUAGUGGAUACCAUUCAUUCUGUAACCUUCAUCCAUACCAGUUUUCCUAUGGGAAGCUACAGAACUUGGGUUUCAAGAUUCAGAGACAUUAGUGAUUCUGAAUUCAAGUUUCUAUGUUUGUGCUCGGGUCUUGUUAGCAAGUUUCCCACCUGGUUGGUCUCUGUGAGAUCAGAAUGCUGGACUAAAUGGGCCAUUGGCCUCAUCCAACAGGGAUCUUAUAUUCUCAAGAUGAAGGAGGAUGGCUGUGGAUAAUGAUGCCAGCAAGACGAAGCAUAGGGCUGUGGUAUUUCUAGUCUUUGCAUGUGUGUCAUAUGUAUAUGCAGAGAGUAGUAGAGGAGCACUAAGACUGCACUCCUAACUUAAUUUACCUGGGAGUAGGCUCCGCUGAAUUCAGCAGGAAUUGCACCUGAGUAAAUGUGGGCAUAUUUGUGCAGAAAAGGGCAAAUAAGAGAUCACAAGAGCAUGCCAAUUUACUUGUAAGGAAAUAUUCCAGUUUGCUGAUAUGGAUGCCAUUUUUUAUGAGCACGUUGACUUACAGGAAAACUCCCACUUGCCAGGAAAAGCAUCCUUCUUUUCAGAUUCAUGCGAGUAUUGGCACUACAACUUAUUUUGAAAUUAAGAAUAAUUUCAUCACAGCAGACAUCACAUGACAUUUUGGGAAUGUCUUUUUACUGGGUGAGACCAGGGAUGGACUUUGGCAAUCUUUUGUACUAUGGAGCUAUGUGGAAGGCCAAGAUUUGGCGCCCACAAAUGGAUCUUCUCAAUUAUGGAUCUUCUCAAUUUUGUGCCCCCUCAACUUGGCACUGAUUUUCCCAUGAUAAAACUCUGAAUUGAAGUCUUAAUUAAGGGCAUGAUGCUCCCACUGGCAAUUGCAUCAGUUGCAGAGUGAAGCAGGCCUUCCUAGUGUGUUCUGGGGUAUAUCCUACGAAAAACAACUAGUUAAGAAUGGCUGAAGUAAUACAAUGGUACCUCCGGUUACGAACUUAAUCCGUUCCAGAGGUCUGUUUGUAAUCCAAAAUUCUCAUAACAUGAGGCGCGUUUUCACUAAUGGCGCCUCCCGCUGCUGCCGCGCUGCCGGCGUGUGAUUUCCGCUCGCAUCCCGGGGCAAAGUUCGCAAAAAGGGGCAUCUACUUCCGGGUUAGCGGUGCUCGUAACCCGCAGCGUUCGGGUUGGCAUGUAACACGAGGUUCCACUGUAUAGGUUUAUUCAAUAAACCUGAUUGUAAAAUUUAAAAUUAGCCACCAGGGGGCACUUCAUAUUUAAAUAUGGUCCAGGCUUUUAGGUCCCUAGUUUCAGAGUCUUUUAGCUCCUGACAUAGGUUAGUGAGAUAUUUUACAUAUUGAUCACAAUUCAGGUAAUGAUAGCCACCUUGCAGUCCCAUUGGUUUCAGUGAUUACAGGAGGCUUAAAAUUGCUCUAGCAUUGGCUGUGUUGUGCCCAUUGUAUUUGUGUGGUUUAUGUUUAAUUGAAGAGUAGCCAUGUUGUCAGUUUUACCACAAGCACCAUCAUGUGUACAGUAUAAAUAAUUCCAUAUAGGUGCAAUGGGACUUUUGUUACAGUAGCAAAAUAAAUAAAUUAAUUAAAAUGCAGCCUCUCUAGUCUUAAUUUAUUUUCACUAAUUGGUUGCAAAUCUAAGUGCUGGCAUCCAUGACCGUCACAGUUGUGGCUUAUAAUGUUAAAAUAUGUCCUUAAGCCAGCUGAUAGAGACCACCUAUUGGCUUUUGAAGGAGGGAAUGUUGUUCUCUUUCAGAUGGAUAUUUGCAUUCAGUUUCAAAUGGCAGGUUGACUAGCUUACAGGGGCUUCACAGUGGUUGUCAUUUCCAGAACAUGUCAAACAAAUACAUCACAUCUGGGCCUCUACCCGAUGGAGAAAGUAAAAGGGAAUUGAGAUUAAAAUAAAUGUCACUAGCUCAGCAGUUGAUAUGCCAAAUUUUGGGGGAAACAAAUUUGCAGUCCUUUGAGAAGGGGCUUAAAAUGCAUUUUGAAUACUAGGGACUAAUUAAUUAGAAACGCUACUUGCAUUGCUAAUUGUGCAAUAUGCUAUAUUAUCCAGAAUGUGAUUACUGUGUAUGUUAGUGGCUUUAAAAAACCAGAGGCUGCCUGCAGCCACAUAAAACAGUUGAAUAAUGGUUAAACCAGCAAUACUGCAGAAGUGGAGAAACAAGGAUCUGAUGAGGCAAUUGUCUUCUGAAACCUGAGACUUUGCUAAAUGCCAAAAAUAAGAUAUGAAAUCAAGGGAGCAGCCCACCAAAUUAUGAUGCUCCGCAGCCUUUUAGUUUGUAAUCUUUUGCACACUUACCUAGGAUGAAUUGAUAAAUCUUUCAAUUUCAGUUUCUCUCAGUGUUCCUUUUUCCAAAUCUUAACUUCAGUUCACCCUUUCCAUAUCACUUUGUGAUUUAAAAAACAACACCUGCAUGAAAUUUUGUACACAUGCCAUGUAAUAUGCAUAUUUUUAAUGUAGUUUUGCCUAAUAUACACAUUUUGUGAGCAAUUUCCCCUCAUCUGAAGCACUUUUAUACAUUGUUUUCAUGAAUAUAUACAUUUUUGUGUAUACUUUAUCCUUUAUACACUUAUGUAUUUUUUUGGUUGGAGAACAGCAUUGCAAAAUUUGGAGAAGUACAAAUUUUGAAGAAUAGCUUGCUGCAUUUUGGUUUGCAAAUUGUUUUGGGAAGUGCAAAUUAGGUAGGCUUGCACAUUUCUCUCUCCUCCAUCCUGCUCUGUCCCUAUCUGGGAGUAAGCUCUAUUGAACAUAGUGGGACGCACUUGGAAGUCAACAUACACGUGAUUGUACAGGUACGUAUUCCCCACUUCCCUGAGUACCGAGGCAUUCCAAGGGCAGCCAUUACUCCAGUUUGGUUUCCUUUGGAGAAAGAUCUCAGUGGAGACUUAAGGCAUUUCUGUAAUAAUUUGAGUUUAUUUAUAAAUACACAAGGUGAACAAAGGCGGAGGCACACAGCCUAACCCAUUUACCAGCAGCAAAUUCAACAGUCCUACAACUGCUGGGCAAAGAAGGCAGUUUUGUACCCCUAGAAAGCUUUAGCUUAAAGCUCCUAUAGCUCUUUCUUUCUCUCAGGAGCAAAUUAGCCAUGAUGUCUGUCACAUAGUUGCUUGCACUUGGGUAGCUGAUUAUUACAGAAUAAAUAGUUGGGUGCAGGGAAGCCGAACUCAAACCACGACUAUGAUGUUUGAGGAGAUGAAAAAAGAGGCUUUAAUCCUGCCCACCUCCAUAGCAAUCCCAAUCAGAAUCACCUCUCCAUCCUUGCCUACUAUUUGCAGUAGGAGGAAAGUGUUAAAUACAUUAAGUAAAAAGGCUCCAUUUUACUGGUGCAUCUUGAUGCUUCUCCAAUGCAAAAAGAGUAUCUCAUUGCAGAAUGUGGUGUUCUUUCAUAUCUUCACCAAUUCCUCAACAAAGGAGUAGGCUACUUCAAAUGGCAGUUACAUUGGUAACAUUUUGGAUGACAAAAUAAUAUUACAGUGGUACCUCAGGUACUUAAUUUGUUCCGGAGGUCCGUACUUAACCUGGAACUGUUCUUAACCUGAAGCACCACUUUAGCUAAUGGGGCCUCCUGCUGCUGCCGCUCUGCCGGAGCAUGAUUUCUGUUCUCAUCCUGAAGCAAAGUUCUUAACCUGAAGCACUAUUUCUGGGUUAGCGGAGUCUGUAACCUGAAGCGUAUGUAACCUGAAGCGUAUGUAACCCGAGGUACCACUGUAUUUGUUCUUUGGUUUACUCAUCAGCUCUUUUAGUGAUUGUUUCUUGUGUCUGAAGCAAAAUUGGGAUACUCACUGGUAAAUAUUUGUUUAGUUCACAGUUCGCCUUCUCAAAACCCAGGAGAGUUGUAUGACAGAUGAGGCUUAUAGCUCCUGACAAGUUGUCAUUCUGCCUGCACUACAAAGAUUUCUUUUUCCCAUUUGCUUUGGGGAGAAAACUCAUUUGUUUUAGGGAUCCCCCCCACACACACUCUGAAUCAAGAAUAGAAGGAGAUUUCAUUCAGCCUACAUUUUAAACUGCAACCUAUUUCACAGUUCCCAGAUUUAUAUGCUGUGUGGAGCAUGGGUUGACAAUCAGAUUUUGUUGACAAUACACUUCUGUGUAUUUAUGAUACAGUUUUGGUGCAAAAAUGCAUAUUUUACAUGGAAAUGUGUACAGAAAUGCAUAAAAUACAGAUUUUAAGGAAAAAUGUAUAGAAAAACAUACAUUUUUGCAUACUUUAGGGGAGAGUACGAACAAAAAUGUGCAUGAUUUAAAAGAAAGAUUUCAUGCAUUUAAAAAUUCCACAGGAAAUGAGACAGAACAAACUAAUGAUUGAACACAUGCAAAACUGACAUGGAACAAACACACAUAUGAAUUGACCAACAUUCUCUCCAUGACAGUGAUCAACUGUUGGUUUAUAUGACAAAAAAGAAACUAUUUUAAAAAUCCUAAAAUAACAACAAGCAACUUCACAAAAUCUAUUACAAUACUCAAAACUACUGAGUGAAAGGCCUGGGAACAGAAGAUAGACUUUGCCUGGUGCCUGAAGUUACCAGAGUAGGAGCCAAAUGAGCUUGGAGGGGAAGAAGAUUGUACAGGCAGGGUGUCACAGCAUAAAAGGCCCUUCCUUUCCCUGGACUACUGAUGGGGACCCCAUGUGGAGGGUCAUCAGAUGACCAAAGUCAGACAGGCAAGUUGAUAUGAGAACAGGAGUUCCUAAAUGUUAGUUAUCCUUUUUCUGCAUAGAUCCAAUUAGUUUGACUUAAAUCCACUGCCAUUCAGAUCUACUGGUUUUCUAGGCUCUAGUAUAUCAAUGGUGGAGGUUCUUCAUUCGAGAGAGAAUCACCCGUAAAUGAAAGAUGCAUGCAUGACUUUGGUGUUUAUUCAAGAAGAAAAAGUAGUUUUUCAUGUUUCCAUGCUGUGUGUUACUUCCUCUAGAGAAGAUUAAAGUUAACAGUCAGCUACCCAGCUAUGGGAGAAUUCGUCUUGCAGUCUGUGGCUCUGGUGUCAGUUUUUGACUUCAAAACCAGCAGGGGAUUUAUUGUAAUAUGUCAGCAUUUUUUUAAUAACAUGCCACUUUUGUUCACUUCUCUGUAAACUGUGCUCUCUGGGGGUUUUUUUUUAUAUAAAAAGAAUACUUCUCUCAGCAAGCUAAAAAAUGGACAGCUCUAUUGUGGAACUAGUGUGAUGUAUUUUUUAAUGAUCAUAUCCAAAUAGCUCUUCUUACUAUAUGCUGUUUACCUUCUCCUCCCCCCCAUAACCUGUACAAUACCUGACUCCAUAGAACUUGCAAGAAUUUCUGCAAUGAGCUUCUUGCAGUAGUCCCAUCACAGUGAAAAUUUUUCAGUGCAAUCUGAUGCUUGCUUACUCAGAAGUAAGUCCCACUUUGUACAAUGGGCCUUACUCUUUGGCUAGUAAGAGUGCAGUCCUAAACACAUUUACAUAAAGUAAGUCCCACUGAACGUAAUGGAGCUUCCUUCUAAGAGAUUUGUAUAGGAGAGCAUUGUCAGGAUGCAUUUUGCAUAAGCUGAUUCCUACCUGUUUCCACGGUGAUAAUGGAGUGGCCAUAUUGCUUUAUAAUCUGGACCUUUAUGACACACAAACAUCUUCCUCUUCAUUUUAAAAUGUUGAGAUUGGAGGUUACACAGGAGGCUUUCUUGUGAAGAACUUUCAGAGCAGUAUCUUUCAUAGUGCUUUGCAUAAGAUUUUUCAGGCACAAGCUGCCUUUGCAUAGGCUUGACUGAAAUGGUUUGCAGGUCAAAUGGAGAAGGCUGAUGGGCCUAAUUAGAACCGUGGGCCAGAGAUUCACCACCUUGGUUGGCACUGAGUGGCAGGAGCUCUCCAGGGUUUUAGAAAGCGGUCUUUCCCAACCCUACCUGGACAUGUAAUGGCAAUCCAUGGUUUUCUACAGUGUGAAUGAGCUGGGGCAAGCUUCUGGUUCACAUACACUUUCCUCUCCUCUUUCAUGACUGCAAGGUGGAGCUCAAAAGUUUUUUUCUUCCAGUUUUAAGCCCAGUAAGGUUGUGAUGAUGUCUGAACUUGCAAGUUUUGGAGCCUGCCUUGUUUUCAAACUAUAGUUUAAACUAACCGUAAUUCCAUCACGUUGGACAUCGCAGGGAACCGUGGUUGUUUUAAAACCAAAUGAAGGUUUCCACUCUUCACCUCCGGUGGACAAGAGAGGAAGAGGAAAUGCAUAAGCUGAAGGCUUCUUACAACUUGUUCAAGUAGCAGGAAGCCAUAGUUUCCCAUUGUGUCUGAACUGGACCAGCGCCUAAGACUUUUGAAGGAGGAGGAGAACUGACACAGAGUUAUGUAAAUGGUACUGAAAACGAUGCUGCCAAAUCAGCAAGAAGCUUGUAAAGCAAAGUAGGUCUGUGCAACUGAACCAUGAUCUUUCCUACCCACGGCAUUUACCUAAACUGGAGUUACAGAAAACACAAUUUGCUCAGUUGGGGGAGGACAAGAAUCAAAGUGAGCUGCAAGCAUCUCAUUAAGACAUUGAAACUUUACAGUGCAGAACUGAUAGCAACAUAUGGCCUGUUUUUUCUUGUCUUCAUCUUUUUGGGCAAGUCAGCAGGAGACUAAUAAACAGCAGGAAGAACAGUGACCGCAAUUGCUAAGCAUUAAAAGUGCACAUCCAUAAAUUCAGGAUAGUAGAAAUUGUCAUCUUCUUUUUUCAGUUAGUGAAAUAACAAGAAACUAUGUAUAAAUCUGUUGAUUUUAUUCUAUUUUAUUUUGUACCUAAUGGCAGGAUUCUUUAAAUCAAUUUCUUAAACAACUGGGAGAAGAGAAGAGAAGUCUGCAGAACCAACUGAAAGAUUACGAGCUUCGAUUGGAACAAGAAGCAAAGGUUUGUAUUUUGCCAUAACCAGCACCACAAAUACUUUAGAAGUUUUUAUUUGUUGUCCAAUAUGUUGUUGUUUACAACAUUGAUGAAAAGAAUACGAGAAUGAAUAUAUAAAUAAAUCCUGAGCUAUGCUUUUCUUUAAUCUUUUGUCUGUUCUUCUGUUGUAACUACUUAUCUGUUGUUUUGGAAUUUAGGCUUACCAUAAAGCUAAUGAUGAACGUCGUGCAUACUUAGCCGUGAUUUCACAAGUAAGUCCAAAAAUCUCUGUAGCCUGAUGAGAAAACAUUUUAUCCUAAGCUGAUCAUUACUCUUUUCCCGCUGGACUUUUCUUCUCUAUUUUAAGCUGAUUUGCCUCCAAGCCAGAAAACUCUGCAAAGCUAAGUCUGACUCAGCUGGAAUGCUAGAAAGGGAUGUUAAUCACUCUUGCCAUCUUUUUGCCUAUGUCAAAUUAAAUGGUUGAAUCUGUGCUUCCACCCUUGACAGCCAAUUGACUACUUUGUUCCACCACCAGCAGCCUCAUUUCUAUACUGCAUUAAGUUUUACUGCUGGCAGACAGGUUCUCUACAUAUUACUUCUUUCUCCCCCAGCUGCAAUUCUAUUAAAAAUAAGCCUUUGUACCACUUUGAUAUCAUCAUAAGGUGGAAGAUCUUCAGUUACAUAUUUUCGUUUUCUACAUCAGUCCUGAAUAGAUCUUUGCCUUUGAGUAACCAGUGGCUUUUGUUGGCUCAUUACUUGAAUUUAAUUAAACCUUGAAAUGCAAAGACUUCCAGUCCUUUACAAAAUAUUCCAAAGACUUGACUGUUUGGAAGGAGGAAAGAUGAUCAAGUAUCCCAUUUUUAAAUACAUUUUUUCCUGUCUGUUAAGCCUGAUAACUAAAAUUACCUGGGGGCCUGCCAGUCUCCUGUCUAAAAAAAAGUUACUGAAUAUGUUACUCUGUUAAAAUAAUAUGUCUGUUAUGCUGCCUUAAUUUUCCUCAAAGUAGCUUACAAAACAAAUCCAUACAAAAACAUAGCAGACUAACAAUCCUAACUAUGUCUACUCACAGGUCAGUCCUGUUGUAUUCAUUGGGGCUUAGUCUCAGGUGAGUGGAGUUCAGAUUGCAGCCUGAUUUGUCCCAUUCAUUUCAAUUGGUUUCAAGUUCAGCCAUUGUAUUAUAGGUUGGAUUCAGACUCAGUGGCAUAAUAAAACAACUGCAAAACAUAAAACUGCAAAAGUCAGCAUUAUAAGAACAGCACUUGAAAGCAGUAAUAUAUCUGAAAUACCACAAGAACCAGGAAGACAGGAUGGUCGUCUCCUGAUGCCUCAAAUAUAGCUAUGGAGGUACCAAGUGAGGAUGUCUAGUGAAGGAGUUUCAUAGUUUGGGUGCUACCAGAAAAGGCUCUCUUGCCAAUAUGUUAGCUUCCAAAACCACAAGUAGGAAAAGGAUCUGUGGAGACAUGAAAGUGGGAAGCUGUCAUAUACUGUACCAAGUCAGACCAUUAUUCCAUCUGGCAGUGGUUAUCCAGAACUUCAGGCAGACCUACCUGCAGAUGCUUUGGAUUAGGCCUGGGGCCUUCUGCAUGCAAAGCAGAUGCUCUACACAGCCCUUCCCCAAUCGAUGAUGAUUUUAAUUGGCAGGCAAAUUCAUAUUGGAGAAGAUGGUCCUUUAUAUAAUGUGGCUCAUUCAGGAUCAAAAACAGCACUUUGAAUUGGGGCUGGAAAUGGACAUCACAGGCAACCUGAUGAGCUUCAGUAUUAUUUUAAUGAACUUUUCAGAAGGAAGCUGUUGUAGUUCAAGCAUUUACAUGAGCACCCUGCUUCGGCAUCAAGUUGCCUUCAAAUACAUUUCCCUUGGCCAGCCCUGUUGGUGUGCCUUCCCUGGUUCAGGCUGCUAAAUAGAUUUAACAUUUAUCUAUUUAUUUAAAUUAUUAUAUAUAGACUGCUUUUUAAACAAAAUCUUUCCAAUUAUAUGUGAACAUGCCUGUGAACACCCAGCUGAAUGACUCAGAAUGGAGCAUACUCUUGUUUCUCUCACAUAUGGCACAUAUUACAUAUAUACAUUCAUAGUGCGCACACACAAAAAUGAAGCCUGUAUUCUGCAAUCCUAGAUUCAUAUUGCAACUGCUAUUGGAAGUGUCAUCUUUCCCCAACCCAUUUGAGGAGGAUUUGGUAGCCCCAUAACCCAAUAUUUGGUUCGGCAUGCCACAUGGAUUGAUGUGCUGCAUUUUGACUUUUAGGUGCAAAGUAUCACAUUUUUUAGACUCCUUUAGUAAUCAAGAGUGACUUGGAUUAUAUACGACAAAUUCCAGCUCUCUUAGUAGCCUUGAAUUACUGUAAGCAUUUUGGAGGUGCACCCAGAGUUCCUUGUCUUUCAGGAGCAAUGGAUAAAUCAUACAUUUUUGGAAGUUACUGUAGCUUGGGAAGUACUUUAGCAAUAUUCCCUGGCAUGAAGUCAAGUCAGCAAGCCUGAUGAUGAUGAUGUAUAUAUAGUUUGGAAAAGAGUCUCCUUAUAUUGUUUGAAGAAAAUUAUUCCUUAAAUAGUAUUCAAAGUAGUAGCUUGGCAUGAUGCUUUGCCUCUGCUACAAACAAACAACUGUCGUUCAGUUCAUUGUGCAGAGAAAAGGGAAGGCUGCAAUUAGCCAUGUUUCCAUGUAUUUAAGCAGCAGGCAAAUGGUUCACUCUCUGUAAUUAUCUGUGUCUUCUGGAAUGAGGUGCCAUUGCUGAAGAACAACUUUGCCUUGUUUGGCUAGCUAAUAAUGAUGCAUUUUUGUUUUAUAACACAUACACCGUUUAAGGAGAAUGGCGAGAAAGAAAGGAAGGGAACAAAUAGGAGGUAUGUGUUCACUCAUGGGCACGUAGCUCUCUAUUCAGCAAAACUUAGGUUAACCAUCUUUGGAAACUGUUGCUGCAAUCCAGAAAAAGUCAGGCAUCCCCUAUGUCCUUUUGAAAGUCAGUAAGAUUUCCCUUUGAAUUUUUCCAUGUUUUAGAUGGAAGGAGCAACGUAUACAGCUCUAGUAGUAUUUGCUGUAGCCUCUGAGAUCCAAAUAGAGUUUGUAGAUUUCAUUGCUAAAGGACGGUUUGGAAAUUAUACAAUACAAUUACUUAAAAAAGCAUGUAAACUAGAAAGCAGAUGUUUUAAAACAACACAAGCAUAUCCUCCCCUUUCCAACACCAUAAUGUCUAAAAUCAUGUUAUGAUUUUAAAUAGUAGUCUUUAUUUGGGAUCACCAAUAAAAGCACACUUGUGCACAAGUCUCUUAAGAUUCAGAUUGUAAUAGAUUUGUCAAUGAAACAAUCCUGUGCCAUUGGCCAGCAGUCCACUAGCAGGAGCUGUCAGUUGUUACUGGCAUUAUAAGCAUAUGCAUAAGACUGAAGUUUCAAGCAGCUGCUUUCAUUCAUUGUUUGAUAAACAAUAGUAUUUAUAUAGCACUUUCUUAAGUUUUCUGCAUGCACUGUCUCAGGGCUACUUCAGACAUAAUGCCCAGCGUUGAGAAUGGCCUUUCCAACUGAGGAGCCCUGGACUUGCAUGCUCCCUCUUUAUCUUAUAUAUUCUAUUUAUCACAUUGAUGCUGAUCUGGACAAGCGUACUGACAAGGCAGCUACGACAAUGGCUCACCUCUCCAAAAGGCUAUGGGAGUAUGUGGUGCUAACGUCCAGUACCAUAAAGCAAUGUUGGGCACGGUUGCUUUAUGGAAGUGAGUCAUGGGCAACUGCAGCCACCAGGAGCGACACCUCAACGCCUCCACAUGCGCUGUGUCAGGAAGAUUUUGGGUAUCACAUCAUAGACAGAGUCUCAAACAAAGAUGUGCUCUCCCAAGCCCAUAUUCCGGGCAUGUUUGUACUCCUGUCUCAAUGAUGUCCAUGGGAUCCUGCCAUCUUCCAUUCUGUGGACUUGCUUGGUCAUGUCCACAGAAUGGAAGAUGGCAGGAUCCCAUGGGCUUGCUAUAUGGAGAGCUGGUUUCCAGCACCGGGUCAUUGGCAAACCAACUGUGCUACAGAGAUGUCUGCAGAGCAGGAGAAAACAAGCCUACUCCAUCUUCCAUGUAACAGGCCUUUAGAUAUUUGAAGAUGACUAUCCUCUCAAUCUCCUCUUUUCCAGGCUAAACAUACCCAACUCCCUCAACCGUUCCACAAAAGUCUUGUCUCCAGACCACUCUAACCACUACAGUGGUACCUCGGGUUACAUACACUUCUGGUUACAGACUCCGCUAACCCAGAAAUAUUACCGCAGGUUAAGAACUUUGCUUCAGGAUGAGAACAGAAAUGGUGCUUCAACGGCGCGGCAGCAGCAGGAGGCCCCAUUAGCUAAAGUGGUGCUUCAGGUUAAGAACAGUUUCAGGUUAAGAACGAACCUCCCGAACGAAUUAAGUACUUAACCCAAGGUACCACUGUACACCAUACUGACACUUCCCUCACUCCUGUUCUGGUUUGAAGCAAGCAGUAGUUUGCUGUGUUAUCAGAACUGACAAAAAAGGCUUGUGCUUGUGCUUGCCCUGCAAACCAGGAUUGAAAUUAUGGUUUCUAGGAAGAUGUGGUUAUGUCCUUACAUACUCAUUUUUACUGUACCAAAUAAUGAUGGUAUUUUGUCUUAACCAGGUGUCAUAAAAAACUGAACAUAGCAUGCAACAUGCACGCAACUAUGUGUUAACAGAUCUCUGCCAAAUAUGUCUGUAACAUUUCCAGCUUGCAUGUAAACUCAGGAAUGAACACGUAUUUACUUCUGCAGAUUUCAGGAUCACUGAAACCCUCAGAGAGGCAGAAAAUGGAUGCAGUAGAAAUGAAGAGGGAAGACCAGCUUAUGCGGUAAAUAAUAUAUAUAUUUUUAACCCAGCCUGUGUUUUUAAGGAACUUGGGACAGCCUAUGUUGAGAUCUACCAUUUUAUUAACACAACAUUGUCCUGGUUUGCAUCAUGUGGUAAGCCAAAUUAUAGCUUACCAAAACCGUGUGAACGUGCUGGUUCCUGGUGUCGAGCUUGCAGCCACUUUGCUCUUCCUCAGUCUUUUUUAUUUAUUCAUGUGCCACACUGAACUAAGCCAAGGUUUAGUAUGCCGUCUGAACCAGGGCUUGUGGUAAAGCUCUCUCUUUGUUAACCAUGUGCUGAAGCCAGGUUGGUGACGGCUGGCUUAUUCCAGUGUAAAAAAUGUAACACAUCACUUACGGCUUAUCCACACUUCCUCUGCUUUUCCCUGGGGAAAACUGCAUUUUAGUGCUCAGUCGGAGCAAAAAUGGUAUUUUGGGUUGUCUCUGGACUGACGUUUGCCCUGAUUUAGCACUGAAGUGCAGUUUUUUCCUGGGAAAGGAGCAGGGCAAGGGGAAAUCUGCUUGGAUGCAUGUUUUCUAGGCAUGGAACAAGCAGGCGUGUGGAUGAGCCCUUAAUGUUUAUGACAGGAGUGCUGAACUACAACUCCCAUCACUCCUAGCAAGCAUGACCAGGGAUGAUGGAUGAUGUUCAGCAAUACCUGGAGGGUUGAGUGUUUUCUACUCCUUGUUUAUGAAAUGUAAGUGAAAACAAAAGCCAGAAGUCUUCUUGGGCUUGCUGGUUUGGUUGUACAACUCUUUGGAUUCUAGCACAUAUUUUUAUUUUAAAUAUUAAGGGAAACGGUCAGUUAUCCUACUUAUCCCAACCUCUUCCUGUCCAGUUUCACGCAACUGAAAAAUCUGAGCAACAAUUUCUACUUGAUCUUUAAUAUUUUAUAGAUGGUGCAGUUCUCGUUUAUAUAAUAACAGUGAUAACUUUAACAUGGCAUUAUGCCAUAGCCUAAUUGCUUCAGGUAGAUUUGUAAAAGUCAAACUCAGUCUUUUAAUUAUACAGGUUCCGCAAAAAGCUUUCCAUGUUAUUAAAUGUUCAUAAUGAACAGAGAGAGCCAAGCCAUUUUGAGGGGACUGAGGAUAUAAAACUGUUCUGCUGUGUGGGGCUUGUGUGCCAAGUCUGAAUUUAGAACAAAUAAUUGUUGCAGUAACAAUUGACUAUAGAACCUAGAAUAAAGUAUCCCAUUAUGAAAACCAGAUCUUGCUGUCUCAUUUUUAUAAUCUUUGUAGUUUGGCAGUCCACAGAUUAAGGGCUUAUUAACUGCCUUGUCUUUUUAAUUAAAUAUAUCAGUUGCAUAAAACAAUAAUAGGAAGGGAUUAGUGCAGGUGACAUCUUCUGAUUAUUCAGUGAAAAUCAAUAUUUCAUCCCUUAAUAACUUAGAUCAGUGGUGGCCAACAUGGUGCCUUUCAGAUCUUGUAGACUACUGCUUCCAGCAUCCCUGGCCAUUGGCCAUGCACGCUGGGGCUGAUGGGAGUCGAAAACAUCAGCCAGACACUACAUGGUCACCCCCGGGCUUUGAUGAACAAUUCAUUGUCUGGAAAACCAUCUUGAAUAUGGUCUCUGAUCCUAUCAGUACAAGCAGCAGUGGUGUGUGAGCAGGGUGGAGCAGCCAUUGUGCACUCCCCACAAGUGUGCCGCCACUCACCAAGACAGGGAUGGUGUGGGGCAAGGCGGGCAAAGUCAAGAGAGCUUUGGCUUGAUGGCGGCAGCUUCACUGGUGCUGUUGCCACUCCCCUCCUAUAUAUGGCACUGCUGAGUACAACUAACAAUAAUCUCAAUGCUGGACACCUUCAUACAAGGAAAUGCUCUGAGUUAUAUCUGUUGCCAGUGUCCCAAGAGUUACUUAGUGCUGUCUCUUAGUGCAGACCCAGGUCAUCCAGCCUGAGCUUCCAUAGCUGCCGCCUGCCAUGAACCACCAUUGGCAGGAUUGGCACCAACAACAGCAGAUAGGUUCUAUGCUUAUGAUAAUAUUUUAUUUUCUUGUUAAUUGUGUUGUUAUAAAGAUAGGUUUUAUAUUUGACUGCCUUUAGUAACAUUUUCUUUUGAUAUGUUGAAGGCAAUUUUGUUUCGGUUAACUUUGCUGUGUUAAAUGUUCUGUAGUUUACCUCCUUUGUAAUGUUUUAUUUUGAAAUCUUUAAGAUAUUUUAGUUUUCUGGUAAUUAUGUUGCUUUGAAUGUAUACUUUAUAUUUGCCUUUCUUCAGUAAUAUUUUAUUCUGGAUGGUUUUGUUUGAUGUCUUAAUAUAAUGUAAACAGACAUUUUCUAGAAAAAUAUAAAGCAGUGUAGAAAUGAAAUUAAUAAUACUUAAUACAGAAUUGGGGCUUUUUUCUUGAAACAGGAAAUCAGCAGUCCAAACCACAUAUUCCUUGUGAAAUUUUUCUUGGUUCUAGAACAGGCAUGUACAACUCCCAAGAGACUGCAGUCUACUCCCAUACUCCCACUAAAAAAAACUGGCAGUGAUCUACCCAUUGAAUUGACCAAAGUUGUUGAGCUUUUUGGGGGGAGGAAGACCCAAAGAUGUUGAGUGAUUGACCAGUAGAUUGCGAUCAGCCAGUUGGACAUGCCUGUUCUAGAGGAAGUGGCCAUAGUCCCACUGUUCAAAAAGCACAAGUCAAAAGCUCAUUUAGGCUAGCUGGACUCAUUGCAUGGUUCUUUAGAUUCUGACCUACCUUACAACUCUAUUAAUCAUUCACGUUUAUUAAUGGUUUUUUUUUUUAGCUCUGCAGUAAUUAAAUAACUGGGUAACAAUCUCACAUAAAGCAUGUUUAAUUUCUCUUUCUGUGUGAAUUUAAUGGCAGCUGCCAUAAUUCUAUUAGUUUUCCAGUCCUUUGCUUUCAUGGACAAAUUCACAUAAUUAGAUCCAUGUAGAAUCUCUCUUUUUUGAGACAACACAUGGUGGUGGGGCACCAGGCAUGUGUGGUGGUAUAGUACACGUGAACAUUUUUUUAAAAAAAUAUCUGCACCCCAGGGACUGACCUCAAAACUUCCUCAGGAUGUGGAAGACAGUUAUUUGAAGUGUUUUAGGAAGUGAUAGCACUCUUCAGGCAAACUUCUGAAUCUGCUGUUAGAACAGUAAGGGGUAUUUUAAGUGAUAAGGAAAGUUCCAUAUAACAUAUAGACCUUGAUGAUGCUUAUGAGCACCAUGCACAGGCCAAUCAGAGUCAGCUUCCUGACUGUAGGAGGAAGAUUUCCUGAAUGAUUCACUUUUAAAGAGGAGCUUAUACAAUCUGUCUCCCACACAGUUCAUUCGGAAUAAAUGCCACCUCUUGCUUUUCUAUUUGUGGUUGCUAACACAGAUUAGAAUCCCAAUAAUGAAAAGAGGAUUGGGUGGGGGGAGGAAUCCAUCUUUUCAUUGUUCUUUAACUACCCCGACACCAAACUUUUAUCUCCAAUCUACUAAAACCACAUUUUUCUAUUGUGUCAGUGUCAGCCAAAAAGAGUUUAAAAUUCCCAUGUAAGAUGGCUUUUAGUUUAAUCUGAUAUAUCAACUAAAACGGGAAUCAAACUGUGCUAGUUCAUCGAUUUAAAAAGCAUACCAUGUGAUGGAAAACCCACAAGUGAUUUUCACUCAUUACACUGAAAACUAUUAGUCAAAAUGUCAAGGGCAUAACUCUUGCGGCCAUUUUUUAUCAUGAUAAUGUAGGAGUUACCACUGCAGUCUGCCUGUAUUUCCUGUGGCACCCAUGAAAGGUCUCAGUUAAAUAUCCGCUCAAAAAUCUACCGUGCAUGAGAGACUUUGCUCUUCCUGCUUCAUUUUUGUUUGCACUGGCUCAGCCUCUUUCCUGCAGCAGCCAUUUUGUGUUAUGCCACACCCCCACAGCAACUAGUUUGUGACCAGCGCCCACUGACCCUGAAAAGUUGAGGACCCCUGAGAUAACCUGUAUUCAUUGCCUUUCUACCAACUUUAGAGAAAGACAGACAGCAAGAGUCUUUCUUUCUCUUACUCCUUCUGUCUUACUCCAAAGUAUGGCAUGGAGGUAAGAAUGAGACCCCCACAACUGUCUGAAUUAAUUUUAUUAUUACACUUGUGUCUUUCCCCAAGGAGCUUAGAGUAGCAUACAUGACCCCUCAUCUUACCUUAUGGGUUUUUUGUAUGAAGAAAAGCUAGACUGAGAAGACUGCAAUUUCUCUGUUGUAUGACAGAGGGCAUGGGGUGGGGUCAGUCUUUUGCUUUUGGAAUGGCGACGCUUCCCAAGUUAUCUGAAAUGUAUGAAGAACUCUGGGUCUCUUGUGCUGUGCUGAAUGACAGAAUUAAAUGUAAGGUCAAUCAUUUCUCUUUCUCCCUACAAAUCUGACCCAGAUUCUGUCAGGUGGGUGCCUUUCUCUACAAUGUAAACUGUGAACACCCAACUUCAGAGCAGUGCUUUUCAAUGGAAAGUAAUGCAGAAUGCUGAUGGGUCCAUCUUUAUGUUUAUGUUGGCUGCAUAUUCCCUGGGAAGAUAAUAGAAUAUGUCUAGCUAGCUUCCUUAAUUGUAUAUGUAAGGGCACAGAACUGAACACUGAUUCUAGGGAGGAUAGUUCCUGCAGAGAACUCUUAAUUGGACACACAGAAAACAAUUUCUGUCUCUUACAAAGAAAUAAUUGAUACCAGUUAUUCCCAGCUUGAAUCAUUUCUGGGUUUUGUUCAAAUGUUCAGCAUCCUAUUGAUUAUCAUAUAAAUUGUAUCAUUCCGAAACCAUGGACUGGGAAUAAUUAUUGUUAAAGUGUUCUUAUUAGUCUCCAAGAACAUCCGAUUUGGUAUACGUAUUUAUUAACCCAAUUUUUUAAGCUUGGCAGCCUACUUACUCUUCAAAAUCUAGGCAACCAUAUUUUUUAUAAUAGCAGUGACAGCAGUGUCUAGUAGUAGUAAGGAUUGCCAAACAAUUUCAGUUUCUGCAGCUACAUGAGCAAGUUUAAUUGUGCUUUCUGAAUUCUGUUUGUCCUUCUUUAUGUUUCAGAGGAAAGUGCAAUAUUCCAAGAAAUCAACGAAUAUUGGACCCAAAGAAAGGACCAAUUAAAAAGACUGCAGGAGUCAAGCAUCUUCCGAAACUGAAGCUCUGAUUUCUUAUUCCUGGGUCUUUUAGUCAUUUGUUCUUCCUUUCUCCCAAUAGGAAUUUUAGUGAAGUGCAAAGUAUUAUUUUGAUACAGAUUAUAUUAAAAGUAACGCUCCUCUUCCUAAUCACGUUUAGGAACAAGCAAGCCUGAUUGACUCUAGUAGAUUUGCAUAUAAGGAAAUGUCUGCACCACCUGUUUGGUGCAUGACAUAUUAAUAAUGUAAUGAAAAACCUGGUGAAGUCUGCAGCUUGUUGUGGGAUCUCUUCCUGUUUGUCCUUCACUUCUAGGGGUGGUUCCAGAUAUGUGUAAUUUAGCGGCAGUUAAUUGUUGCUCUUCCACUGCAAGGUGAAUAAGCAAUGUAUCAUGUCAGGUGGGUGAGCAUGGUUUCCACAAAAUGACCUCAGUGGCCAAAUGGGGAGGCUUGGCAGGCCAGAAGGUCCCACCCCUGCUCUAGUACAAGUGUAUGAUUCUAUAGCAUGUGCAAUGAAGGGGCAAAGCACAGAACAGGUUGACUGCAGGCAGAAGUUUAAAGGCCUCAGUUUACCUCCAGCCCUCACAGGAGCAAGCUGCUCCCAACAAAUUCUCCUUGGUGCUGCAACAACCAACCUUUCUUUCUCACAUGGGUUCCUCCUUGGGAUCAGAACAGGACAAAGCUUUAAUCAGGAAAACAGAGGAGAAGGAUGAUUUGCUCACAACAGCAUGCACCUAAAAUAUAGCCUAUGAUUAAAAUACUGAUAACUUUCCCGCAAUUUGGAACAAGCAUUACAGAAUGGCCUCUAGCAUUGUUUUGCUGCCACCGCUCAGGUGUAACGGAUGACGGCAGUGGAGAUAAUCUUUCUUCUGAAUAGCAUCCUGCUGAGGUUUCCCAGCUGGUUCAGAGACUAAUAAGAAUGGUGACUCAUCUGUUCUGUGCAGUGACAAUUUUGCUCUAUUCUUUCCUCAGCCUCGUCAGACCCAUUGGUCCAUCUAGUUCAGCAUUUUCUAUUCUAGCAGCAGCUCUCGCCAGAAUUUCAGGCAAGGCUCUUUUCCAGCUUUAACUCAAGAUACCAGGAAUUGAACCUGCAACUUCCUGCAUGCAGAGCAUGUGUUCUAGCCACUGAGUUACAGCUGACAGAUGGUGUGAAGAUAAAUUCAUGUGCUUUAGAUCCUUGCCCAUCGUGGCUGUGAAGCCCAACCAAGAGUCUUGUUGGUUUUACAAUGAGGCUUGUUAUAAUGCCUCAUUGUAAAAAGAUAAAUCCUGCCUGUUUAAAAAGAAAUGAACUUGUCCCCUUCUUAAAAAAUGAAAAGAAAGGCAUAUUUGAACGAGGAGGAACUAGCCUGUUGUAGGCAGUAGCGCAACUUUGCUUUUUUGAGAAAGUUGGUGGACUGGGUAGUAGAGCAACCCCAGAGGUUCUUGGAGGGAGCAUGUUUCACACUUUUAAAUUUGCUUUUGGGGACAUGUUUUAGAAAGAAAUGCAGCCAUGAUGAAUAAUCUGAUUCAGGGGAUGGACAGAGUACAGGCUUCCCUGCUUAUCUUGUUGGAUAACAGUGAUUUUUGAUACUGUGGGACACAUCUUUCCGCUGAACUAUUUAGAACAUCAGGUAAGACUUACUUUCUUGUAGUUCUGUUUCCUUUUCUCCAUUCUCACUUGAAGAGUAGCCCCCGGGGAAGUGAGGCCAUCCUUAUUAGUAUUGGGCUUUGAUGUUCUGGAAAGCUCAGUGUUUUCACUGAUGAUGCUUAAUAAAUGUAUGAAACUGCUGAGAGAGAUAACUUUGAUGUCCGCAGCAUUGUCCAGAGUUUCAACCCUGCACAGCACUGUCCUAGGAGGUGCAAGCACCUUGAAGACCCAGAAUGCACAGCAGCCCUUUUUCCAGCCCAAUACACAGCUGAUGAGCACUGCAGCAGCUACUGUGGAUGCAAGCAGGCCAGAGUGCAAUGGGAGGAGUUUGUGGCAGUGGCCCCAUCACCAAGAUGAUGGCACCAGUACACGGCAAACCAACCAUCUCAAGAAUACAUUCUCCAACAUCCUUAGCCAGCAUGGCCAAGGGAUGAUGGCGGUUUUAGUCCAGCAACACCUGGAGCCCCUACACUGGGGAAAGCUGUGUUAAACCAUGGUCCCCAUCUCAUUGAAUAAUCAUGUUCAGUGAAGUUAUGGAUGGAAUUCCAAGUUCUCUGCUUACGAAAGUUGCAGCUGUUCUGCUCUCAAUAACACACUUGAAGUACUGCAGGAAAAUAGUAUGGCGUGCCCUAUAGAUGGAUGUAGCAGGAUACCCCCACAAAAAAUGCACUGUUCCCAGGCACAGUGCUCAGGGCUGCACGACAAAGGCUGAGGGUGGUACGCCUACAUGGCAGAGGUGGCAGGGGGCAGCCUGGUUAUUGGGGCAGUGUGGCAGAGGCGGAUGGUGGUGGUGCAGUGCGGCAGUUGAACAAGUUCCAGCACCUCUUUUUCUAGAAAAAAAACCCUGGCAGUACCUAUUUAUCUACUUGCAUUGGUAUGCUUUUGGACUGCUAGGUUGGUAGAAGCUGGGACAGAGCAACCCUGUUGCGCGGAUUCAAACCGCCGACAAGAGGCUCAGUGGUUUAGACCACAGCACCACCCGCAUCCCUUCUACUUUGAACACAGGUAUGGCUGUCCAUUGUGCAUGUCAGCAAGUCCUAGCAAGAGGCUCAUGAAUCACCUUUGCAAAGCAGAGCUAUGAAGGAUUUGUUUUGGCUUGUGUCUUCUCAGGCCUGUAUUUUUCUUUACUAACAGUAAUAUUAUUUAAUGUUAAACUUUAGCAGCCUCUGAAAGAUUGAAGACCAGGCAUUUAAACCACCUCAACUCCAAGGUUAACCUUAAAAGGCACAGAGAAGUGCAAAUCUAAUGGAUGGGCUGUCCAAGCAUUUUAAGAGCUUUGAUGGAAGAGUAUUUAUUACUGUGUUGUAAUUGUUUGUCUUGUUAGGGGCAACGUUAACAGGGUUGGCUCUUAUUACAGAUAGCAUUAAAGUGAGGCUGCAGUUAAACUCCUACAGGCAGAGCAUGAUGUCACUGCUUCUGUGCAGGAAAACAAGUGAUAACGGCAUAAACUGUAUGGGAAAUGUUGGCCCCUGCCAUUUUACACUUGGGUUCAGAGCAACUUGUACUUCUUUUGUACACGGUCAAAUAUCUUUGUAGUGCCGUAGUAUCCAGUAGUAGGAAUUCACAGCUGUUCUUCUGUCCUCCUGUUCAUAAAGCCUUCUCCUGACUUUACACUAGCACCAUAAACAUCUUAAGGAUGUGGGCCAGAUUUAACUACCCCAUUCCAGUAGCAGAAGCCAGCUCAAAGACUCCUGCUUAGAAUAAUGGGGCUCCCCCCCCCCGCAUGUGCUUCCCCCACAUCUGCCCCUGAAGGACAGGAGAUACCACAAAACUGCAGGGGAAGAAGAGGGAAGGUGGUUCCAUCAGAGAAGCAGAAAUGUUGUGCCUGAUGGAACAAUCUCAUUGGCACAUCAUACUUAUUAUCACAGACGGUUUCAUGGACCAGACUCCACUUCAUCAGAUGUUAACUCCUGAGAAAAGACAUAAGAUUGCACUGUAAAUCAAGGUGCAGAGCAGACAACAGCACUAGAUCU
Podarcis lilfordi (Lilford's wall lizard) is the source of this 27492-nucleotide messenger RNA. The record is from the annotation of a GenBank genome assembly. NCBI's taxonomy places the organism in Eukaryota, Metazoa, Chordata, Lepidosauria, Squamata, Lacertidae.